Molecule: messenger RNA, 487 nt
Organism: Parathielavia appendiculata
Lineage: Eukaryota; Fungi; Ascomycota; Sordariomycetes; Sordariales; Chaetomiaceae
Exons: 2
Coding region: 126-353 (75 amino acids)
Molecular function (GO): protein binding
Source: RefSeq, a predicted model, not a curated record
CUGUGCGUCUAAGAAACGUUUCAAUUCUACCAGCCAUGCGAGGACUAAGCCCGUACGAUACCAUCAACCACUGGAAGUAUUGAACGAGGGUGCUAGGAGAGGAACAUCCCGACACGCUGACCAGCAUGGCCAACCUGGCGUCGACGUACCAGAACCAAGGCCGAUGGAAGGAGGCCGAGUCGCUGGAGGUGCAAGUGAUGGAGACGAGCAAGAGGGUCCUGGGAGAGGAGCAUCCCGACACGUUGACCAGCAUGGCGAAUCUCGCUCAUACCUGGAAGAGUCAGGCCCGCCUUGGAGACGCUCUAAGUCUAGGACGUUUGCGAUAUGGGCAUGCGAGGAGCGGGUCAUCCUGAGGGAGAACUGCCGGAGGAGGGAGCGGCUUUCUUAGAGGAGACCUAUUUUUGUUAAAACACCCUCCAAUAUGGCGAGGCUUCAGUUGUGCUUAGAGCAUGAGUCUCACAGCAAUUCAAACUUUGUAUGUGGAUCA